Molecule: messenger RNA, 2202 nt
Organism: Gallus gallus (chicken)
Lineage: Eukaryota; Metazoa; Chordata; Aves; Galliformes; Phasianidae
Gene: RAB26
Product: RAB26, member RAS oncogene family
Exons: 9
Coding region: 38-799 (253 amino acids)
Cellular component (GO): Golgi apparatus; endosome
Molecular function (GO): GTP binding; GTPase activity
Source: RefSeq, a predicted model, not a curated record
CAGCCCCGCGCCCUCAGCGCGGCCGCGCUGCCCCGGCAUGUCGCGGAAGAAAGCGGCACGGAGCAAAGGCGGCGGCUCCGCGCCCUCCGCCGCGCUGCCCCCCCCCGCCGCCGCCGCCCCGCGGAGCCCCGCGCCCGCUCCGGAGCUGCCCCGGAACGGCGGCGCUACGUCCGGGCGGCCCUCGCUGAGCAGCAGCGGAGAGUUCUACGACCUCGCCUUCAAGGUGAUGCUGGUGGGCGACUCGGGGGUCGGCAAGACCUGCCUGCUGGUGCGCUUCAAGGACGGUGCCUUCCUGGCGGGCAGCUUCAUUUCCACCGUGGGGAUUGACUUCAGGAACAAGGUGCUGACGGUGGACGGGGUGAAGGUGAAGCUGCAGAUCUGGGACACGGCUGGCCAGGAGCGCUUCCGCAGUGUCACACACGCGUAUUAUCGGGAUGCCCAUGCCCUGCUCCUGCUGUACGAUGUCACCAACAAGGCAUCCUUUGACAACAUCCAGGCAUGGCUGACAGAGAUCCAUGAAUACGCGCAGCAGGAUGUGGUUCUUAUGUUACUGGGAAACAAGGUGGAUUCAGCCCAGGACAGAGUGGUGAAAAGGGAAGAUGGAGAAAAAUUGGCUAAGGAGUACGGGGUGCCCUUCAUGGAGACCAGCGCCAAAAGCGGCCUCAAUGUGGAAUUAGCAUUCACAGCUAUUGCAAAAGAACUGAAACACAGGUCCAUGAAGCUGCCCAACGAACCCAAAUUCAAGCUCCACGAUUACGUGAAGAAGGAAGUGAGGGGCUCGGGCUGCUGCAGGUUCUGAUGCGCUCGGUGCAUUUUGUACAGAGACUCAUGCCACGUGUUUGUGCGCCGCGCUCUCUCCUCGUGGACAGUGUGUGCAUGUCUGUCUUGUGUCUGUAUCUGCGUCAAAGGUGAGCUGAGACGUGGGGGGUGAAACCAGCAGAAGCUCCUCGGGCUGGCAACAGGCUGGCCGUGCUGCACCACAGCCGCUCCCUGAGCCCCGCAGUGCUCCAUUCCCCACAGAGAAGCAGCACCUCUCGCAGCUGCUCCACUCCUGCCUUGCCCAGAGCCACUCCUGGUGCAGCUGCGGCUGCUUCUGGAGCGAUGGGUUCCUGCACCUGUUCAGCAGUGACAGUGCUUGGCCCAGAGCAUCUCCGGGUGCGUUAGUGUUAGGAGUGAUGGUGUGGGGGAGUGCCUGCUCCCCACCAAACAUCCGGGCAGGAAAAAUCCUGAAUUCCCUUUUCCCACACCCUUGGAAUUCAGCUGUUCAGAUCCUUGGCCUGGGGCACGCGGGAAGGCUUUGUUUUCAAGGCAACCGUUUUUGUAGCUGCUUACUUCUGUCUGUCAGUCCUUCCCAUGUUGUAACAUACCUCCUCGAUGAAGAUUUCCCCUCUUCCCCGCAGAAGACAAGAGCUUAGAUGUCUGUUUGUUUGAGUGAGCUCCUGCAAACACAUCUGUUGUACAGAGAUCUCCUGACUGUUUAUCUGUUUGGUAAAGGCUUUGGUUCUCUUACUACAGCCAUUUCUAGUACUUUAAUGAGAGGAAAGCUAAUGUUCUGCAGCUUAUUCUAAAUACCUUUAUGUAAGUGUGAUAGCGUUUCUAGACCACAACAAUGCUCUGCUAUCUCUGAAGUCCUCUUGGGACAGCUCUUUCUUCUAACAGAAGAAAGAUGAGGAGAGUGCUGUAGGCAUUGGUUGUACAGGUCUAAGACUCUUCUACCAGCUCUCUUCAAUGGACUCCUCACCCCUUUUGUCUGGUGCCAAGCAUUUGACUUUUGCUUUUUUCCAAGUUGCACUUCAAAGUACAAAUCUGGAUGAUGUGUUUGGCCUUUGGCUGUUUCCUUAUUCAGCAAUUCCACAUGCACUAACACCAGGUGCCCACUGCAUUGAACCUCCCUGCACUGCUCUAAAUGGACCACUGAAGUCAACCCACCCUUCACUCCCCAAACACCAGCUUUCUCAGCAGUGAGGCGGGGUGCAGCUGCCCCUCAUUGUGCCGGCUUGAGCUGCAGCAGCAUUCCCAAAGGGCACGAGGACCCUCAGCACAGGAGCCAGGCAGGCAGUGACAGAGGAGACCCCUCAGAGCUGCAUUUCUCAGUGAGCUGCAGUAAAAUAAGCAACGUGCAAAGCAACUGCUGAAACGGGUCCAGCACAGUAAUAACACGGAGCCUAAAAUAAACCUUUUCAUAAAUAGCUUUUUAGGGGA